AACAAAUUCUUAUUUACAGUGACGGCCUACCCCGGCCAAACCCUAACCCGGACGAAGUUGGGCCAAUUGUGCGCUGCCCUAUGGGGCUCCCAAUCACGGCCGGUUGUGAUACAGCCUGGAAUCGAACCAGGGUCUGUAGUGACGCCUCAGGCACUGAGAUGCAGUGCCUUAGACUGCUGUGCCACUCGGGAGCCCACUAAGAUUAAGCAUCACCAUUUCAAUUUAAAAACAUUUAUUGUAAAUCAAUGUAUUACAUUGAUGAAGGGAUCAUAUUUUUAAAUCGUAGGCUUACAAACGAAAAUUACGUGAUUUUCUUCUUAAUUUGUUCUUUAGUAGGGUUCUUCCCUCCUUUUUGACAUAUGUCCAGAACAACCAUCCACUCCUCGAACACAACCACUUUCCUUCUAUGAUUCCUACCCCUCUCCUCAGAACACUCAUGCCUCUCCAGAAGGAAACCCUCAGAGACGUCUGGACAGACGACAGGUCUCAAAGUCAAGAUGUGUCCACUCCACAUACGCCAAAGAAGAAGGCAGAGUCAGCCAACCCAACGACCAAUGGUGCCGAUGCCAAGCCCAAGAAGAGCAAGAACAAGAAGAGCGAAGAGCUGUCUGGAGAAGAGAGUCCUGCUGUUCAAAGUGGAAAAAAGGUCAAGAAAAAGAAACCAGACGAAGAAAAAACAGAAAAGGAAAAAGUGAAAGGGAAAGAGAAAGACGAGCCAAAGAAGAAAACAAAAAGUGUGCCAAAGAAAAAGAAAGGUUCAGAUACAGAAGAAGAUGAUGACGAGGAAGAGACUCCACAAAAGAAGACAAAGAGAAAGACCACAAAAGAAGGUUCUGACAAAGAUGGCAAGGAGAAGAAAUCCAAAGCUAAAGAUGACAAAGAGUAUGACAAAAAAUCGAUGAAAGACACCAAGAAAAAGGAACCGGCUUCUCUGUUCUGUGUAAAUGGAGAUAAGGAUAAGUCAGACUCCAAGAGCAAGAAGAAAGCAGCCAAAUCUGAUAGUGAUGACAGUGAACCAGAAACCAAGUCCAGCAAGUCAAAAUCAAAAAAGAAGGAGAACGCCAACCCGGCAUCCAUGUUCGCAGCAGGGGGAGACAAGGACAAGGAUAAGGGUAAAGACAAGGACAAAGACAAGAAGAAGAAGAAAGCCAAAGCAUCAGAGAGUGACGAUUCUGACUCUGAGGCAGAAAAAGGGACAAAAAAGAAAAAGGGUAAAGGGAAGAAGAAGAAGGAGGAGAGGCCUCCAUCCCCGGACAUUGAGUUUGACAGCCUGGAGGAGUUUGUCCUGCAGCCAGCCCAGCAGGGGGUGACGGUCAAAUGCAAGAUGACCCGGGACAAGAGGGGCAUGGACAAAGGCUUGUAUCCCACAUAUUAUCUCCACCUCGACAAUGAAAAGAAGGUCUUUCUACUGUCUGGGAGAAAACGAAAGAAAAGCACAACCUCCAAUUACCUUAUCUCCAUUGACCCCACAGACUUGUCUCGGGGUGGAGAAAAUUUCAUUGGAAAGUUGAGGUCCAAUAUGAUGGGCACUAAGUUCACAGUGUUUGACAAUGCUCUGCAUCCAGACAGAGCUCUACCAGACAUGUCCAAUGCUCGCCAAGAACUAGCAGCCAUCAUUUAUGAAACGAAUGUCUUGGGAAUAAAGGGCCCCAGAAGGUUGACCGUCAUCAUCCCAGGGAUGGGCAAGGACAGUGAACGGGUGCCCAUCCGACCUCGCAGAGACAACAGCGGUUUGCUGAUGAAGUUCCAGAACAGAAAGAUGGACAAUCUGAUCGAACUCCACAACAAGACCCCCACGUGGAACGACGACACGGCGUCACAUGUGCUGAACUUCAACGGCAGGGUCACACAGGCCUCCAUCAAGAACUUUCAGAUCAUCCACAGCAAAGAUGAGGCCUAUAUUGUGAUGCAGUUUGGACGAGUAGCAGAUGAUGCCUUCACUCUGGACUAUAGCUACCCCAUGUGUGCGGUGCAGGCCUUUGCCAUCGCUCUAUCCAGCUUUGAUGGCAAAAUAACCUGCGAAUAACUGGAAACCAUGGGCCCUGGUGCCUCCUCAAGCUGCUGCAACUCGAUAUACUACAGAUGCACACUACCAGAAAGAACCAUUUCCUUCACCACUUUAACACUCAACAUCAGUGCAAAGGUACACAGAAGGAUGGAUGAGACGAGAUGGGAAUCCAAGUGCAUUUGAUAACACAUGGACUGUCUUCUGGGAUUGUUUUGUUUGUUUGCGUCUCAUAUGCACAGGAGGCUGUUGAGGGGAGGGCGGCUUAUAAUAAUGGCCCGGAACGGAGCUGGCGGAAUGGCAUCAAACACCUGGAAACCGUGUGUUUGAUGUAUCGGAUACCAUUCCACUAAUUCCACUCCAGCCAUUACCACGAGCCCGUCCUCCCAAAUGAAGGCGCCACCAACCUCCUGUGGUCUCAUGAUAAUGAUAAUCAUAAACAUUUCUGGGAACAAGAUUACUUUUUCCACAGGAGAUCUUUGCUGAUGCUGCAUGCAAGGCUGAGCACUUGAGAUUUGGUGUGCUUUGGCAUUACACCAUUUCAGUGUCGGGGGAUGCAGACCAAUUGGGGGAUGAAAGUAACAUCUGAAGACUGAAAGCCUAUCUCCCUCCCACCUACAUCAAGGAUUUUAUAGUAUAGUACAUGUCCAAUAUUCAUUCAUUCUGUUGUAUUUCGUUUGGAAGGCAAAUCCAAUCAUGUGUAAUCUCAAGUCCAUUGGUAGAAAAACUAGGUCUACGUGGACUUAUUUAGGUAUACUUAUUCUUUUUAUCAGUAGGGUUACAUUUGUUUCCAUGCAUUGUGGUAUGUCAACAUUAUGAAAUUGACCUUAUCUUAGCUCAAUGUGUGCUUAUCAGAUGUCUACUGUAUGUUCAUAUUAGGGAUUUUUAUCACCAAUAUUAUGGCCUCAAACAAAUUAGAGGUUUCAUUGUGAACACUUAAGAGGCAGUGGCAUAAGGCAAUAUGCUUGUACCAAUUGUGGGCAGGCACAAGUAUUUUCCUAAUCUCAUUUGCUGUUCUCAUUCCACUCAAGCAUCAAUUUUGUUGUUCUGUUACCUGCCUUUUUAUGUUCUCUCUAUGUACAGUUGAAGUCGGAAGUUUACAUACACCUUAGCCAAAUACAUUUAAACUCAGUUUUUCAUAUUCCUGAUAUUUAAUCCUAGUAAAAAUUCCCUGUCUUAGGUCAGUUAGGAUCUCCACUUUAUUUUAAGAACGUGAAAUGUCAGAAUAACAAUAGAGAGAAUUUUUUAUUUAAGCUUUUAUUUAUUUCAUCGCAUUCCCAGUGGGUCAGAAGUUUACGUACACUCAAUUAGUAUUUGGUAGCAUUGCCUUUAAAUUGUUUAACUUGGGUCAAAUGUUUCGGGUAACCUUCCACAAGCUUCCCACAAUAGUUGGGUGAAUUUUGGCCCAUUCCUCCUGACAGAGCUGGUGUAACUGAGUCAGGUUUGUCGGCCUCCUUGCUCGCACACACUUUUUCAGUUCUGCCCACAAAUUUUCUAUAGGAUUGAGAUCAGGGCUUUGUGAUGGCCACUCCAAUACCUUGACUUUGUUGUCCUUAAGCCAUUUUGCGACAACUUUGGAAGUAUGCUUGGGGUCAUUGUCCAUUUGGAAGACCCAUUUGCGACCAAGCUUUAACUUCCUGACUGAUGUCUUGAGAUGUUGCUUUAAUAUAUCCACAUAAUUUUCCUCCUCAUGAUGCCAUCUAUUUUGUGAAGUGCAACAGUCCCUCCUGCAGCAAAGCACCCCCACAACAUGAUGCUACUACCCCCGUGCUUCACGGUUGGGAUGGUGUUCUUCAGCUUGCAAGCAUCCCCCUUUUUUCUCCAAACAUAAUGAUGAUCAUUAUGGCCAAACAGUUCUAUAUUUGUUUCAUCAGACCAGAGGACAUUUCUCCAAAAAGUAUGAUCUUUGUCCCCAUGUGCAGUUGCGACCCAUAGUCUGGCUUUUUUUAUGGCGGUUUUGGAGCAGUGGCUUCUUCCUUGCUGAGCGGCCUUUCAGGUUAUGUCGAUAUAGGACUCGUUUUACUGUGGUUAUAGAUACUUUUGUACUGGUUUCCUCCAGCAUCUUCACAAGGUCUUUUGCUGCUGUUCUGGGAUUGAUUUGCACUUUUCGCACCAAAGUGCGUUCAUCUCUAGUAGACAGAACGCGUCUCCUUCCUGAGCGGUAUGACGGCUGCGUGGUCCCAUGGUGUUUAUACUUGCGUACUAUUGUUUGUACAGGUGAACGUGGUACCUUCAGGCGUUUGGAAAGUUCUCCCAAGGUUGAACCAGACUUGUGGAGGUCUACAAAUUUUUUUCGGGGGUCUUGGCUGAUUUCUUUUGAUUUUACCAUGAUGUCAAGCAAAGAGGCACUGAGUUUGAAGGUAGGCCUUGAAAUACAUCCACAGGUACACCAGCAAAUUGACUCAAAUAAUGCCUAUCAGAAGCUUUUAAAGCCAUGACAUAAUUUUCUGGAAUUUUCCAAGCUGUUUAAAGGCACAGUCAACUUAGUGUAUGUGAACGUCUGACCCACUAGAAUUGUAAUACAGUGAAUUAUAAGUGAAAUUAUCUGUCUGUAAACAAUUGUUGAAAAAAUUACCCGUGUCAUGCACAAAGUAGAUGUCCUAACCAACUUGCCAAAACUAUAGUUUGUUAACAAGAAAUUUGUGGAGUGGUUGAAAAACGAGUUUUAAUGACUCCAACCUAAGUAUGUAAACUUCCGACUUAAACUGUAUGUUCUCUCUUAGACUAGACUCUGACUUUGUAUGAAUCAUGUGGACAAGAGACUUAUAUUGACAGCUAUUGACAAACAUAAGGCUCCAUUAUUGUUGUUUUGAUAACGAUUCUUAAUGUAUGAUCAGAAGGUUGACAAUGCAUUUCAGUGUCUUGCGAACCAAAGUGCAGGCUUGGAGAUAACAUGCUCAAAUAAUAAUGAAUUUAUCUGCAAAUAAAGUAUGACAUGUUUAAAACAAAUUCUUACAGGAUAAGCAUAUUGUUGCACAAACUAUUUUAUUUUACACCUGCUACUUUAGGUUACACAAAUCCAAAAGAUGACGCUGUAGUUUACUGUGCAUUUGACAGCACUAUAAGUGUUUACAUUAUAACUAAUUGGAAACUCAAUGCUAACUGUGGCCUGCAUUGAUUCGACUCUUGCUUUUGACUGACAUCAAAAUAUUUGUAACUGGAAAAUGUUUUUUUAUGACAAAAUGUAUCAGCCAUUGGUUUUCUAGUUGUGGACUAUGGAGUGAGAUUUGUUUCUUUAUUGUGUAAUAUGUCUACCGCGAUCUGUGCAUAUUCAGCAUAACUCACAAAUAAAACUGAUUAUGAAUUUCUAAAAAUAUCUUGUGAAAAAAACUAUCCAUAAAUAUGUAAAAACAUGUCACAAUAAACCAUCAUCUGUGAAUAUGUCAAACAUAUUAAGGAAAUUAAACCAUAAUCCGUAAAUUGGAAAAAGUCAUGAAUAGUCAUGAAGUCAUGAAUAAAUCGAUCUGUAAAUAUAUUCAACAUAGCUCACAAAUAAAACUACAAUUUGUUCAGAAAUCCCUAACAUUUACAACUGUGGAAUUUGCACAUUCAAAAAGUGCUUGUGGAUCGGUAUUCCGCCUGUCAAUGUAUUGCAAUCCACAAAUGAGUCGGCUGUGACGCGCAGAGUGAAGCAAAGUGUCUCAUUUAUCCAUAAUAAAGAACAACCAUGAAAUGUGCGUAUAAUGUAUAUUUACCAACAAAUUAAACUCAGCAAAAAA
Messenger RNA from Salvelinus fontinalis (brook trout), 5724 nucleotides. RefSeq names its product tubby-related protein 1-like. Gene Ontology annotation, biological process: protein localization to cilium. Gene Ontology annotation, cellular component: cilium. The record is from RefSeq and is a predicted model, not a curated record. Bases 407 to 2026 code for a protein of 539 amino acids. The transcript has 14 exons. NCBI's taxonomy places the organism in Eukaryota, Metazoa, Chordata, Actinopteri, Salmoniformes, Salmonidae. Gene Ontology annotation, molecular function: actin filament binding.